This is a messenger RNA of Manihot esculenta (cassava), 2913 nucleotides long. Its product is annotated as U3 small nucleolar RNA-associated protein 25. Gene Ontology annotation, biological process: maturation of SSU-rRNA from tricistronic rRNA transcript (SSU-rRNA, 5.8S rRNA, LSU-rRNA). Bases 422 to 2560 code for a protein of 712 amino acids. The transcript has 23 exons. The record is from RefSeq and is a predicted model, not a curated record. NCBI's taxonomy places the organism in Eukaryota, Viridiplantae, Streptophyta, Magnoliopsida, Malpighiales, Euphorbiaceae. Gene Ontology annotation, cellular component: nucleolus; small-subunit processome. Gene Ontology annotation, molecular function: U3 snoRNA binding; rRNA binding.
GCUCACUCUAACCUCACCUCCCUGAUUGAAAACCAGCACAGCCGCGCCCCUUCUCUCGGUGUCUCUACAGUCGACCAUCCUCUGUUCGUGUCUCUGCUCCAGCCGUGCCUCACAUCUAGACCUCGCCUGUGGUUUCUCUUCUCCCUGCCGUCCUCGCAUCCGUGCUUCUACUGCCCUUGGCCGUGCUCGCCUCAAGCCUUGUCUCAUAUCCAGACCUCGCCUCCAGCGGUUUCUCUUCUCCAACAUAAUAAUUUAGGAGGAUUACCCACCCCCAACUUAAUUUUAUUUGCUUCUCCGUGCGGGGGGUGGUAAUAGCUUCGGCGUCCCUUCACCAAGCGCCCUUCCCGGAGUCCUGUCCUCAAGUUUCCACAGCGAAAACGAACCCUCUCUCCUAACCCUCAGUCUCAGCACAACAUACAGAAUGCGAGCACCUGAAGAUAAUUCUACAGGUGUUGCUCCAGUAGAACUAAUUGAAAAAGAGUCAUCAAUGUAUGACAGUUUAUUGAUGACACUACGAUCAUGCAACAAAUCUCUUUUAGAAGCUUGCAAGAAGAGAAAAAGAGAAGAAGAAGAAGGUGUAAGUGACUCAGAAGAAGAAGAAGAAGAAGACAAUGACUCUGGAGCUCUUAGUGUUUCCAAUGAGAAAGAUAGUGAUGAAGAAGGAACUGAUAAUGAAAGAAGUCAUGUUUUAGAUAGUAAACUGCAAGAACCUAGCACAAUUAGCAUUAAGAAUGAAGAUGCUGAAUCAGAAGAUGAUGAAGAGGCAUCUGACUUGGAUCAGGAGAACAGCUUGGGUGUCAAUUCCAAAACUGUUGUCAAGGCAUCAGUGCCUACAAGUUCUUUCCUCGAGCACUUGGGCCAAAAGGUAUCAGAAGGAGAGAUUGACAAUCUAUCAAACAAAAAAUGGGAAUAUAAAUGGGAGGUGCCCGCAUUUGAAAUGCCAAAUUGCAAGUGGGUAGGGACAGGAAAGUGUUUUCUAAAGGAUGUUAACAUAGAUUCUAAUUAUGGUCUAAAGCAAAGAUUAUUUAAGCACUGGUUGGAUGCUUACAAAACAUGUGGAGGCAGUAAUUUUCAUUCCUCUAAGCAGAGAUUCUUCUUCUCCCUUUGUAACAGUUACAGGGAUAUAUUGCACUGCAACAAGAAACCCUUUUAUCUCAAAGGUCUGGAAGAAGACUCGAGUACCAUGGACGCUUACGUUAUGCAUUCUCUGAAUCAUGUAUUCAGAAGUAGAGAUCUUAUAAGAAAGAAUGAUUCAAAAAUGGCCAAGCAUCAAGAGAGUGCUGAGGAUGAAUUACUUGCUGUUGAUGGUUUCCUUGAUCAUGGGUUUACUCGUCCAAAGGUUUUGAUCUUAUUGCCUUUUAGAAAUAUAGCACUUCGGGUUGUUAGGAGGCUAAUACAACUGACACCUCAAGCUUACAAGGUCAAUGUAGAGCAUGCUGAUCGUUUCUAUAAUGAUUUUGGAACACGGGAUGAUGAAGACAGUGUAGAUGGUGAUGAAUUAGCACGAGAAGUUGGAAAUUCAAAACCGUUGAGGUCUUCCAAACCAUCUGAUUAUCAAGCACUUUUUAGUGGAAAUUAUGAUGAUGACUUCAUGAUAGGCAUUAAGUUUACAAGGAGGAGCAUAAAGUUAUACAGUGAUUUCUAUACCUCUGACAUGAUCAUUGCUUCUCCUCUCAACUUGCAUGCUAGAAUUGAGAGGGCUAUACUUGAUAAGGAAACAGAUGUUGAUUAUCUUUCCUCCAUAGAGGUUCUAGUUAUUGAUCAUGCAGAUGUAAUAACAAUGCAGAAUUGGAGCUUUCUCACUAAAGUUCUUGGACAAUUGAACCGUAUACCUUCUAAGCAACAUGGGACUGAUAUUAUGCGAAUUAGAAAGUGGUAUUUGGAUGGAAAUGCAAGAUUUUAUAGGCAAACAAUUAUUUUAGGUCAUUAUGUAAAUCCAGACAUUAAUGCUUCAUUCAGUAACCAAUGUGUUAACUACCAAGGAAAGGUAAAGUUAGUUUGCGAGUACAAAGGUGUUCUUUCAAAAGUCUUACUCCAAGUACGACAGGUUUAUGAGCGAUUUGAUGUAAACUCAAUAGCAAAUGCUGAUGAUGCUCGUCUUGAAUAUUUCAUUAAAAAGGUGUUCCCAAAGAUCAAAGAUUCUAUUCAGGGAGGAGUUAUGCUAUUUAUUAGUUCUUACUUCGAAUAUGUUAGACUGCGCAACUAUUUGAAGUCACAGAACGCAUCUUUCUGUGUAAUUGCAGACUACACUGAACCUAGUGAUGUAUCUCGUGCCCGAGUUCAGUUUUUUGAAGGAAGAAAGAAGGUCAUGCUUUAUACCGAGAGGGUUCAUUUCUUCCACAGAUAUAAGAUUCGUGGUAUUAAAAAUUUGAUUAUCUAUUCUCUUCCGGAGAGAAAGGAGUUCUACCCUGAGGUGGUUAACAUGCUUGAAGAGGCCAAUAACAUGACAUGCACUGUGCUUUUUUCUCAAUUUGAUCAACUCCGGCUGGAGAGAAUCGUCGGAACUGCCUCUGCAAGAAGGAUGGUCAAAUCGGAGAAGAAUGUAUUUUUAUUCUGUUAGAACAACUCUCUCUCUCUUCUCUAACUACAAAAUGGAAAAUCAGGAAGCUAGAUGGAUAAACCAGAACCAUUUGGUUGCUAACAACUUUUGUGUGGUGGGAGAAUUGAUAUAGUUAGCUUAGACUAACAAAAUGAUGAUGACAAAAGAGACUUUUUGGGAUUGGGGUGUGAGAAAAUGGUUGUCUCAGAGGGUCUUUGGAAAUGGUUGCUGCUGUGGAAGACUGCUUUAUAUACUUUGAUAAACUAUUUUUAUUGGAUGUAGUUAGAUGUUCACCUCUUUGAGGAUGCAUUUUUGGGGGAUUAUAUUAUUAACAACACUAGUAUAAUUCAAUAUAUUGAAGAAUUCUUUUAUUA